Molecule: messenger RNA, 1956 nt
Organism: Rhipicephalus microplus (southern cattle tick)
Lineage: Eukaryota; Metazoa; Arthropoda; Arachnida; Ixodida; Ixodidae
Product: phosphoenolpyruvate carboxykinase, cytosolic [GTP]
Biological process (GO): oxaloacetate metabolic process; response to lipid; response to starvation
Cellular component (GO): cytosol
Molecular function (GO): GTP binding; manganese ion binding; phosphoenolpyruvate carboxykinase (GTP) activity
Source: RefSeq, a predicted model, not a curated record
AUGGCGGAUGCGAAGAAGACACAACCACCACCGCCGCCACCACCCGCGGCUGCUCCGGAGCCGUCAAAGCCGGCCGGCCCUUCGGACGAAGACUGGGUGUUCAAGCCUCCAGGGAUCUGGAAGGGCCACGAUGUUAGCGAUUUGCCCAAGAAAGUGCGGUACUUUGUCGAGGAGCAGCGCCGCCUGUGCCAGCCAGCAAACGUGUACGUCUGUGACGGCAGCAUCGAGGAGCACGAGGUUAUCAUGGCUUUCAUGGUCAAGCUUGGUCUCGCUGUAAAGCUGAAGAAGCAGGCCAACUGCUAUCUGGUCCGGACGGAUCCUCGGGACGUGGCGCGCGUCGAAGGGCGCACGUGCAUCGCGACAGCGCGCAAGGAGGACACCGUGCCCAUAGCGGCGCCGGGCGUCAAGGGCAUCCUAGGCAACUGGAUCGCCCCUGAGGAGCUGCGAAAAAUUCUCUCCGAAUGCAUGCCUGGAUGCAUGAAAGGACGCACCAUGUUCGUGAUUCCGUUCAGCAUGUGCCCCGUGGAGUCGCCGCUGUCCCGACUUGGCAUUCAGGUGACGGACUCGCCGUAUGUGGUGGCCAGCAUGCGCACCAUGACCCGCAUGGGGGCCAAGGCUCUGGCUGCCACUAAAGAGAAAGAGUUCGUCAAGUGCGUUCACAGCAUGGGCCGACCGUUGCCUCUCAAAGUACCCUUGAUCAACAACUGGCCCUGUAAUCCCGAAAAGACCAUCAUAUCGCACAUACCGCACGACAACGAAAUUGUUUCUUUCGGGAGCGGCUACGGUGGAAACUCUCUGCUUGCCAAAAAAUGCUUCGCCCUGCGCAUCGGCUGUAAUCUUGGGAAACGUGAAGGCUGGCUCGCCGAGCACAUGCUGAUCCUGGCCUUGACAGCGCCUUCCGGUGCCAAGUUCUACGUCGUGGGUGCCUUUCCGAGUGCUUGUGGCAAAACCAACCUGGCCAUGAUCACGCCCACGCUGCCGGGAUACCGUGCCGAGUGCGUCGGCGACGACAUCGCCUGGCUCUACUUUGACGAGAACGGCGUCAUGCGCGCCGUGAACCCUGAAAACGGCUUCUUCGGCGUCUGCCCGGGGACCUCGUGGAAGACAAAUCCGAACGCCAUGAUGACCAUACAGACCAACACCAUCUUCACGAACGUCGCCGAGACGAGCGAUGGUGGCGUCUGGUGGGAGGGCCUCAACAUGCCGCCACCCGAUGUGAGCAUCAAGUCGUGGAAAGGCGAGCCCAACUGGAAGCCCGAAGAAAAGUCCAAAACAGCCGCGCAUCCCAACGCGCGCUUCUGCACUCCGGCUGGACAGUGUCCAAUCAUCGAUCCGUCCUGGGAGGACCCCAAAGGCGUGCCCAUCUCCGCCAUAAUCUUCGGAGGCCGCAGGCCAGAAGGAGUUCCCCUGGUGUUCGAAGCCUUCAACUGGACCCACGGCGUUUUCCUUGGUGCGUGCAUGCGGUCAGAAACUACGGCAGCAGCAGAGCACAAAGGCAAAAUCAUCAUGAACGACCCGUUCGGUAUGCGACCUUUCUUCGGGUACAACUUUGGCGACUAUCUGGCCCAUUGGUUGAGUUUCGCCAAAAACGGCAACCAACUUCCCCGGAUCUACCACGUCAAUUGGUUCCGCAAAGGCCCUGACGGCAAGUUCCUGUGGCCAGGUUUUGGCGAGAACUCCCGCGUCCUUGACUGGAUUCUCCGCCGCGUCGACGGUGAAGUCAACAUAGCCAAGGAGACCUUUCUGGGUUACGUCCCGACCGACGAUGCGCUGGACCUGACCGGCCUGACCGAGCCGAUCAACAUGGCCGAGCUGAUGCGCGUGGACAAAGAGUUUUGGCUCAAGGAAUGCCGCGACAUCAAGACUUUCUUCGACGAACAAGUGGGGCGCUCGCUGCCGCAGCCGAUCGCUGAUCAGCUGACCGAGCUCAAGGAGCGCAUCAUGAAGACAGAAUGA